AUGAACGCUCACAUACCGAAAAUUUUACGGAUACACAUGGUAGUUUUCAAAAUAGCCGGUUACUGUGGCCUGUCGCUAAAUGAUAAUUUGAAACGCCGUGUGAUCAUAGAAAACUGGCUUACUUUGUGGUCAUCUUUAUUACUUGUCGCCUUCAAUAUUGCGACACUUGUGACGCUGAAAAAUGAUGAUGAGUUUCUUUUUUCCAAUGAUGAAUUUGGCUAUUUUAACGACAUACUUAAAGUGGUCUUUGCCGAUAUUGCUGUAACAAUCUCAUAUUUGGAAUCAAUCUUGAAACGUUCUGAGUUACGUAAAUUUUGGACAAUUUAUGGCUGUCUGCAAAAACAGUCAGAUGAUGAGAGAAAUUAUAUAUCUGUAAAAGAAUUGUGGGAAAACCGACGUUUUCUGGGAAUUUUCUAUACAUACAUUAUUUUAGAAUUCGUAGUUACGAUUUUGUUUGUCAUCUUGCAACCAAUGUCACGACAUGUGUUUCUAUUCAAUCUGGUUUUUACGCCCUUCAUCUGUGCUGUGCACUUGCGUAACAUGCAAUAUAUCUUCUAUAUCGAGAUAUUACGUUUGGAGUUGGUAAAAUUGCAGCAGGAUUUAAAUUUAAUGGUCGAUUAUACACGUUUCGUGGCUUAUGGUUGUGGUUUUAAGGGAUUUGAGAAUUUUCUGCGUAAAAAAUUACUGGAGAAGCAAAAACAUUACCAAAUGAUAUAUGAAAUGUUUGAAAACUUUCAAAACGGUUUUGGAUUUUCUAUAACUGCGGUGAUUUUAAUGAUUUAUGUUCGUGUUUUGGUGGAUGCAUACUUUAGUUACUAUACGUUUUACCGAGAUUGGAAUAAAACUGGUAUGUUGACUGGUUUUUCUUUUGGGGAAUAA
This is a messenger RNA of Calliphora vicina (urban bluebottle blowfly), 879 nucleotides long. RefSeq names its product gustatory receptor 8a-like. Gene Ontology annotation, cellular component: membrane. NCBI's taxonomy places the organism in Eukaryota, Metazoa, Arthropoda, Insecta, Diptera, Calliphoridae. Bases 1 to 879 code for a protein of 292 amino acids. The record is from RefSeq and is a predicted model, not a curated record. Gene Ontology annotation, biological process: sensory perception of taste. The transcript has a single exon.